UUUUCGUGAUAAGUCCAUUAUCCUUACACUUUAUCUUGACGUAUAGAUAUAACAAAGACGUCUCCAUUUAUUGCUAAAUAUAACAAGUUCUCAGUCUUUUCUUUAAUCAUCCCAAUCAUUUUCUCAUCCAUCACUCAUGGUAGACCUAUAAACUAGAAGCAAACCCAUUAGGUGACCCAUUUUUCCCCCAGUUUGGCGUUUCAUGUGGUGGCUUUUCCCAUAUGGGCCUGAUCUCAUUCCAAUCAGCCAAUCUCUUCUCAACUUUACAGCUGGUUCCAGUGUUUCAGGAUUGUUUGAUUAGCCUAAGCUGAGUCAGGCUUGCCCCAUUACAAGCUCCUGCUGUGGGCCGGAUGCCCAUUACAAACUGUUCCUUCUUUCCCAGCAUUGUCAAUAGGAAAUUAGAAUUGCCACGUCAGAACCCCAGAGGGCUCAAAAAAAAAAAAAGUUCCUCCAUUGCUAACUCAGUAAGAACUGUAGGGUUUAAGGGUUUAGGGGCCUUGAGGAGAUUAACAAAGCAGAACACUUGAAGACUAUCUGGUAAGCAAUUUCUACAUCAACUAAACCCCAAUAUUUUCCACCUGAUAAUUUCAAUGCUUCAUCGUUUAAGUCGUAGAUUUUGCCCUAGAAAUCUCUACAUCACUCUGACACUAAACCCUAGCUCUUCAAGAAAAGUUAAUUCUAGCAAAAAUGGAAUCGAUAAGUGUUCCAUUACCUUCAGUUUUUUCAGCUCGUCAAUGGGUAUCGAUCAAAUUUCCCCCUUUGUUCCUUUAUUGAAAACCCCCAAAUUUGUUACAAACCCUACUUUUGUUAGAAGUUACUGUUCUCGUGAGUGGACCGAGGAUAUAGAGUACUUAGAUGAAUCGGGGACUGUUAUAUACUCCGGUAAAGGUAUUCGGUCUGUUGAGCCGGGGCUUGAUGAUCAUGUCAUGGUGGGUGGGUUAAAGAAGCCAAUUAUGAAUGCCUCAGCAGUUGCUAAGAUUGUUGAGGUUGUUAAGAGGUGGAAAUGGGGACCAGAAUUAGAGAGCCAAUUGGAUAAACUACAGUUUAUGCCUAAAAUGAUUCAUGUAACUCAAGCCAUGAAGGUUGUUAAAGAUAGUGAUGCAUCAUUGAGUUUGUUUAGAUGGGCUAAGAGACAAUCUUGGUAUGUUCCGAGUGAUGAGUGCUAUGACAUAUUGUUUGAUGGGUUAAAUCAAAGUAGAGAUUUUGAUGCGAUUCAGUCACUGUUUGAGGAGAUGGUUCAAGAGUCUAGUGAUAAUGGUGUUUCCUUGUUUACUGCAUAUAAUAGGGUGAUUCAGUAUUUAGCUAAAGCUGAUAAAUUGGAGGUGUCAUUUUGUUGUUUCAAGAAGGCUCAGGAGUAUGGUUGUAAAAUUGAUACACAAACGUACAAUGCUCUUAUGAUCUUAUUCUUGAAUAAAAGUUUGCCUUAUAAGGCAUUUGAGAUAUAUGAGAGCAUGCAAGCGGCAGGAUGUUUGUUGGAUGGAUCAACCUAUGAGUUGAUAAUACCUAGCUUAGCAAAAUCAGGACGUCUUGAUGCAGCUUUUAAGCUCUUCCAAGAGAUGAAAGAAAGGAAGUUUCAGCCAAGCUUUAGCAUCUUUACCUCACUUGUUGAUUCAAUGGGGAAAGCUGGGAGACUGGACACAUCAAUGAAAAUCUACAUGGAAAUGCAGGGAUCUGGGCUACGGCCAUCUGCUACUAUGUUUGUUUCUUUGAUUGAGUCCUAUGCAAAGGCUGGGAGGCUAGAUACUUCGCUUCGGCUUUGGAAUGAGAUGAAGAAUGCUGGUUUUAGGCCAAAUUUUGGCUUAUACACCAUGAUAAUUGAGUCUCAUGCAAAAUCAGGAAAGCUUGAAACAGCAACCUCUAUUUUUAAAGACAUGGAGAAAGCUGGAUUUCUACCCACUCCAUCUACCUACUCAUGUCUUUUGGAAAUGCAUGCAGCCUCUGGACAGGUGGAUUCUGCAAUGAAGCUUUAUAACUCAAUGAUAAAUGCAGGCUUGAGGCCUGGAUUGAGCACGUAUACUGCCCUUUUAACACUAUUGGCUAAUAAGAAACUUGUGGAUGUUGCAGCAAAAAUAUUACUUGAAAUGAAGUCCAUGGGAUUUUCUGUUGAUGUGAGUGCUAGUGAUGUUCUAAUGGUUUAUAUUAAGGAUGGUUCCAUUGAGCUUGCCUUGAAGUGGUUAAGGUUUAUGGGUUCAUCAGGGAUUAGAACAAAUAAUUUCAUAGUUAGGCAGUUGUUUGAAUCAUGUAUGAAGAGUGGUUUAUAUGAGUCAGCAAAGCCUCUCCUUGAAACCUAUGUGAGCUCCGCUGCAAAGGUGGAUCUAGUUCUUUACACAUCAAUUCUUGCCUAUCUGGUACGAUGCCAGGAAGAGCACAAUGAGAGACAUUUGAUGGAAAUCCUUGGUGCUACAAAGCACAAGGCUCAUGCUUUUAUGUGUGGACUCUUUACCGGCCCCGAACAGAGAAAACAACCAGUCUUAUCAUUUGUGAGAGAAUUUUUUCAAGGUAUUGAUUAUGAGUUGGAAGAGGGGGCUGCAAGGUACUUUGUCAAUGUUCUCCUCAAUUACCUUGUUCUCAUGGGACAGAUAAACAGAGCUCGCUGUGUUUGGAAAGUCGCCUAUGAGAAUAAGCUUUUCCCAAAGGCAAUAGUUUUUGAUCAGCAUAUUGCUUGGUCUCUUGAUGUUAGAAACUUGUCAGUGGGAGCUGCUCUUAUAGCUGUCGCGCACACCCUCCACAGAUUUAGGAAGCGAAUGUUGUAUUAUGGAGUUAUCCCUAGGCGCAUCAAAUUGGUUACAGGACCCACUCUGAAGAUUGUGGUUGCACAGAUGCUGAGCUCUGUAGAAUCCCCAUUUGAAGUAAGUAAGGUUGUUUUAAGGGCACCCGGGGACUCUGUGAUGGACUGGUUUAAAAAGCCAAUUGUUCAGCAAUUCCUUUUGAAUGAGAUUCCAUCAAGGGCUGACAUCCUCAUGCACAAGCUGAAUAUACUUUUUCCCAGUUCUGCACCUGAAAUUAGAUCAUUGUCCCCGCCUAAACCUCUCAUUGCAGGGAAGGCAAUGUAACCAUGUAUGAAAUUUAGCUGGGAGUGCAGAGGCUACCUAUGUGUGAAGCCUGAUUGUAAGGUGCUGGUUUAUUUUCAUCCUCAUUCUUUUUCUCUUUUUUUUUUUUUUAAAUUUAUAAAUUCAGUUUAACAUAUCGUCCAAAGAGGAAUAAGAUGUUUAUAGUCUUUGGUCAUAGCCUGAUAUCCUUAUUAAUACAAGAGGUUUUUUGGUUUGAGU
This is a messenger RNA of Theobroma cacao (cacao), 3269 nucleotides long. RefSeq names its product Pentatricopeptide repeat (PPR) superfamily protein. NCBI's taxonomy places the organism in Eukaryota, Viridiplantae, Streptophyta, Magnoliopsida, Malvales, Malvaceae. The record is from RefSeq and is a predicted model, not a curated record. Gene Ontology annotation, molecular function: protein binding.